AUGGCGGAGCCAGACUAUUCGGAUCUUCUUGUACCCAGAUUUUAUCCUGGUGCAGAUGUUGCACAGCCCCUGUCAAAGAAACGGAAGGGAGAAGCAGAAGCAGCAGAAGCAGCAGCAGCAGCAGAAGAAGAAGAAGAAGUAGAGCAGCAUGAAGAUGCAACGACAGACGACGACGAAGAAGAAGAGCAGCAGCAGCAGCAACAGCAGCAACAGCAGCAGCGGCUAGCAGCACCUACAGCAAUAGACCCAUUAGAAUGGGCACGAAGCCUUUUUGGUGAUUCUGCUGCAGCAGCAACAGCACCAGGAGGAGGAGCAGCAGGAGCAGCAGCAGCAGGUGCAGACAAACCAGGUAGAGUAGGCCCAUCCAAAGACAGCAGCACCACCACCAGCAGCAGCAGCAGCAGCGCAGCAGCGCAGCGGCUGUCGCUCCCUGCCUGUGCUACUGAGUUGUCUUUUAUCAUUCCUGCCUUUGUUAAUCAAAGAAGCAACAAGGAGAUGCGUCUCAUUGAAUAA
Eimeria maxima is the source of this 513-nucleotide messenger RNA. RefSeq lists its product as hypothetical. Lineage: Eukaryota; Apicomplexa; Conoidasida; Eucoccidiorida; Eimeriidae. The coding region runs from base 1 to 513 and encodes 170 amino acids. The transcript is spliced from 3 exons. The record is from RefSeq and is a predicted model, not a curated record.